This is a messenger RNA of Gavialis gangeticus (Gharial), 1729 nucleotides long. RefSeq names its product linker for activation of T-cells family member 2 (gene LAT2). Gene Ontology annotation, biological process: calcium-mediated signaling; B cell receptor signaling pathway; B cell activation. The transcript has 12 exons. The coding region runs from base 707 to 1258 and encodes 183 amino acids. The record is from RefSeq and is a predicted model, not a curated record. Gene Ontology annotation, cellular component: plasma membrane. Lineage: Eukaryota; Metazoa; Chordata; Crocodylia; Gavialidae.
CCUGACCCCUUAUGUCGUCAAAACUAGGCAUGACAAGUGGGUCAAUUGACCGAUCAAUCGGCUGCAUGUUUUUGACUGGUCAAAAAUAUAGCAACUUUACAAAAAAAAAAAAAAAACUACUUUUUUUUUUUUGUAGUUUGUCUUGGCAGAAAUAUAAUUUUUUGAAUUGUUUAUUGACACAUUUAAUGGAAGAUUUGGGCUUUUUCUGUGAUGUUUGGACCUGUUGGCAAUUAAACAAAAAAAAAAAAAAGACUGGUAUUUGAUAAUUGGUAUUUGGUAACUGACCAAACCUUUAUUUGACCAGUCAAAUACGUGACCCUAGUCAAAACCCAAGUGAAAAUGUAGAUCCUUGAGCCUGUUCUGUAUUUCCCACCUAAUAGAAUGAGAGAAGGGAGAAAUGCAUGUUGUUCAUGUUCUCCCACAAUGAGCAAGUGUCACUAACCUUUCCCUGCCCAGUCACGAGCCUGCGUGUUGGCUUUUUCCGUUAGAUCUUUUGCAAAAGAGUGGGUUGUGUCUCUCAAUACCUUUGCACGUGGGUUCUAAUGCAGCAUAAGCAGAUGAGCAAUCACGGGCCAUGCUUGGCUUCUCAUGGUCACGCUUCUGCUAGCUUGGCUGAUGACUGCCUGUGCCUGGAAGGUUGUGCUUUUGUUGUUGCCUAGUGGGGAACCUGAUCAGGGCUGUAUGCAGGCUGGACACUUGCGGAGCAAUGGCUCAAGUGGAACUGCUCUGGGCCGCAGCGUCCUUGAUGCUGCUUGGAGCUCUAGUGGGCAUGUGCAUGAAGUGUCAGCAGUCCGCUGGUAAACGGGAAAAUAAACAGCUGCAUCAGCAAAGGGGUUGGCGUGGAAACCGGCAGACAUUUGAGGUGAUUCGGACCUACUCAAUUCCAACGACAAGGCUUGAACAAUUUAAGUCACCGGACAGCGAUCCAGUUAUACGAAGAUCCAAGGAGCUCCCAACCUCGGAUCUUGACAGAGCUAGCCAGGAUUGCGAGGCUGUCUAUGUUGACCCCAUAGCUACAGAUUACUACAACUGUGGGAAGUACUUAAGACCACCAAAUGAAAGAGACCAAGAUGUGCACGCCUACCAAAACGUGAUCGUUGGUGUGGUGUCCCAGAAUGCAGAGCCUGAUGAUGCAGAUGACUAUGAGAAUAGUGCAGCUAUACAGAUGUGGAAACAAUCAGAGAUGUCAGAAAGUGCGGAGGAUGAUCAUGAUGAGCCAGACUACGUUAACACUGGCCCGGGAGCCCUGCCAAGCUAAAGGAUACCUUGAAAUCUGAAGAAGCUAUUUGCAAAGCUGUAAUUCCACGUUGAAGGUGGUGACAUGUGCACACGAAGAGAAAGAGGACCUUUGAUCUGCAAGUAUAAUGGAAUAGACUUUUCUCCAAACCAUGCUAAAGACCAUGUGAAGAGUACCACCGAGAUGCUCCUGGAAAGGAACUUAUUGGCUCAAAGGCCCACAAACAUGAAAUUUGAAAAACCAGAAAAACAGCCCAUAUGGAGAAAGCUGUCCUGCUUCUCCAGGGGAUUGUAGCUGGUCAUUGCAGAGCCAAACCAGAGGUUUGUAAUCCUGCCUGGUUUCCCUCCCCCCACACCCACUCUAGGGAGCUGAGGCCUGUCUGCUCAAUGUUUGCUGCUGUCAAGUGUGAAAUGAAUCUUUAAGUCGCUGAGCAGUAAUGCAAUCAACUAUUUAAUUUGUCAAGCUGACUCGUAUUAAAGCAUAUGGAUUAUA